Messenger RNA from Baudoinia panamericana UAMH 10762, 695 nucleotides. RefSeq lists its product as uncharacterized. Lineage: Eukaryota; Fungi; Ascomycota; Dothideomycetes; Mycosphaerellales; Teratosphaeriaceae. The transcript has a single exon. The coding region runs from base 209 to 562 and encodes 117 amino acids. The record is from RefSeq and is a predicted model, not a curated record.
CUCGCUCCACAUCUGGGCGAUAUGAUGAUGCUUCGGAGAGACGCUUGCGAACUGGAGACCCAGCAAGGCUUGGCGGAGAGCUGCCGGCACGCGCAAUCAUCGAAACCGAUUGUCAUUUGAAGUAGCGCAUCUACUUGCAGUCCCUGUGUUCAACACGACGGGCCCAAGCACCCUUAUUGGCACAGUGCGAUGACACUUUCUUCGAUCAAUGUUGGUCCUCUUAGCAAACGUCGCCGCUGAGAUGUCCAAGCUCCACCGCGCCGGCGGCUUAUGUUUUUGCUUUGAAAUUGCGGACCCCCUACCUGUUAUACCGACAAUGUCGACAAACCCACAACAAUCAAGCUGCUUCCAGUGCAGGAUAAUACUGGUUCAUAGCUGCGCGCGUGCAGCAGUCUGUUGUGACGAAGUGUCCUGCAGACUGAUAAAGGAAGGUAAGUGGAGUGUCUAUACUUCAUAUAGCGUUGGAUCCGUACAAGAAAUCAACGCUUUGCGACUCGAUUCCAUUCAUCCGCAUUCAACCAUUCCAUCCACUGAGUCCUAUGUUUCAGGGCCGAAAUCGUAGCCCAUAAUCGAUCUGUCCGCGACUGGACGCCAGCGAGGCCAGAGCCGUUAUAUUACAUCUCGAGUCACUGCCGGCAAUGGAUGGACGCAGCAUGUCCCACUUGUACGUCACUUAAUCGACUGGUUCAUCAUGG